Molecule: messenger RNA, 2489 nt
Organism: Cuscuta epithymum
Lineage: Eukaryota; Viridiplantae; Streptophyta; Magnoliopsida; Solanales; Convolvulaceae
Source: the annotation of a GenBank genome assembly
CUAAAUACAUGCUAAAUUAGUACGGAGUAAUUAGAGGUGGAAUCAUCUUGUUAUGGGGCCCAAAGUUUUGAGAAAGGAGAGAAUGCAUAGUGGUCUGUGGCAAUCCCCCACCUCUAUCCUUGGGUCUCUUCACGUGAUUCCUGACUCCAUAGUCUAGUCUCAUACAGAGUAUAGUACUGUACUAAACAACUCAUGCCAUUCUUGGAAGCUUUUGCCUCCUUUUCCUCGUCUCCUUCUCCCCCAAAUGUUAAACCCUAUUCCCUUGUGACUUGCCCUGCGGAAACCCCCCAAAAAACUGUAAAUUUAUAGCGCACUUGUUGAUUCUUGUGCUCCUUGUUUUCUAUUUCGACCGGAAAUGGAAGGGUUGUUCAUGGCAGUGCUUCUUCCACUCCUUUUUGGCAUUCUUUCUUCUUCUUCUUCCUCUGCUCGUUCCCAUUCCCCUGCAUCCAGCUCGCUGAUUCCUCCCGACGCUUCGGCAUUGUUGGACUUCAAACUCAAAGCGGACUUGCACGGGAAGAAGCUUCAAGGCUUUUCUUCCAACGCCACCGUUUCUUUCUGCAAAUGGAACGGCGUCCGGUGCAGCGGCGACCGGGUGGUCCGUUUGGUGUGCAAAGGAAUGGGUUUGGACGGCUCUUUCGCUCCGGCAACUCUAACUCGUCUCAACCAGCUCAGAGCUUUGAGCCUUCAAGAAAAUUUCCUCACCGGACCUAUUCCGGACCUUUCCGGUCUGGUUAACCUCAAGCUCCUCUUCUUGGACCAUAACCUGUUCAGCGGCCUGAUACCGCCUUCGAUUUCCGCUCUCCACCGCCUGAAAGCCAUCGAUCUAUCCUACAACAACCUCACCGGAACCAUACCCGCCUCCCUGGACGGCAUUGGGCGGUUGUACUAUCUCCGCCUCGAUUCUAACCGCCUCACCGGCCCCGUUCCUCCGCUCAACCAGACUACCCUCCGUAUCUUCAAUGUCUCGCAUAAUGCUCUCUCCGGUCCUAUUCCGGUGACGGCGGCACUGUCGCGCUUCAGAAUGAGAGCAUUUGCCUCCAACCGGGCACUGUGCGGUGAGAUAUUACACCGUGAAUGCCACCCCAUACUGCCCUUUUUCCGGCCAUCUCCGACCGCAGUUACCCCACCUCCGCAACCGGCGAAGCCGUUAAAUCAAAACACAAAACUGCACGACGGCGGACCAUACAGCCCCGUGGGAAACAAACCCAAAUCGAAAAGACCCGUUCUCAUAAUCGGGUUAUCCUUAGGCUUCUUUAUUCUAAUUUGUUCCGUUAUAUGCUUCGCUAUGGCUGCAAGAAAAUCAAGCAAGCCUAUAGAAUCUGCUCCGAAACUUGCACUGGAUCCAGGGGUGGUGACGAGAAUGGAAGAAGAAAGCAGCGAGCUGGAAGAUAAGGUGAGGAGGGUGCAAGAAGGAAUGCAGGUAAUGGGGAAAAGUGGAAACUUGGUAUUCUCUGUGGGUGAGUCACAAAUGUAUACGCUGGAGCAGCUGCUGAGAGCCUCGGCCGAGCUUCUCGGCAGGGGAACGAUGGGGACUACCUACAAGGCGGUGCUCGACAACCGUCUGAUUGUUUGUGUGAAAAGACUGGAUUCGGGGAGGAUGUCCGGGACGUGUAGGGAGGAGUUUGAACGGCACAUGGGAUCAGUGGCCGGGUUGAGGCAUCCGAAUCUGGUUCCUCUCCGGGCUUAUUUUCAGGCUCAGGAUGAGCGGCUUGUAGUCUAUGAUUACCACCCCAAUGGCAGCCUCUUUUCUCUCAUCCAUGGGUCAAAGUCAUCUAGAGCAAAGCCACUACAUUGGACUUCAUGCUUGAAAAUAGCAGAGGAUGUAGCUCAAGGACUCUCCUACAUCCAUCAAGCCUGGAGGCUAGUUCAUGGCAACCUUAAGUCCUCUAACGUCCUCUUAGGACCUGAUUUCGAGGCCUGCAUUUCCGAUUACUGCCUCUCCGUUCUGUACAACCCGUUUUCGGACGAAGACCACCCGAAUUCGUCUUCAUUGGCCCACAAGGCCCCAGAGACGAGAAAACCAAACCGGCACCACCAACCUACUUCCAAGUCCGACGUGUACUCAUACGGGGUCGUGCUACUAGAGCUGCUGACUGGGAAGCUCCCGUCUGAACACCCGGUUUCGUUGGAGGGUGAUGUGUUGAUGGAUUGGGUGAGGUCAUGUAGGGAUGAUGGGGAGGAAGAAGAGAAUGGGAGGAAUAAGUUGGAGAUGAUUGCUGAGGUGGCGAUGGUGUGCAGGGUGGCAUCACCUGAGCAGAGGCCCACCUUGUGGCAAGUGUUGAAGAUGAUCCAGGAGAUCAAAGAUGCAGCAGCCUAUUAUGUAUGAGGAUGGGCUAUUCUUUAAGCGUCUACCAUUAUUUUUGGCACAAGUAGAUUGUAAACUGUAUAUAUUCAUAUUUUGACUGGAGUGAGGCCCCCACUUUUUGAUACCGGCAAGCCUUUGAUCAAUUGAUUUCCCUUCCCGAAGUUUAUAAUUUCUCUUUUCUAAA